Brassicogethes aeneus is the source of this 648-nucleotide messenger RNA. Lineage: Eukaryota; Metazoa; Arthropoda; Insecta; Coleoptera; Nitidulidae. The record is from the annotation of a GenBank genome assembly.
UUUACGUUCUGAGAACGCCGCUUUCUUCUAUGAUCUGUCACUUCGAGAUUCCAUCCCCACCCUCACUUUUCUACCUGUCUUCUAACGAGACGGACGUGUCUUAAAGGACGUGUUUUUCCUUUGGAUUAUUUAAAAUUUUCCGUAUUAUUUCGAAGAGAAGAUGGCCCCUAAACAGAGGAUGCGUUUCGCAAACGAAAAAGCCAUGAAGAACGUCACCAUGAGAGGAAACGUGCCCAAAUCUUCCAAAGCCGUAGAUGAAAAGACACCUGUAGGCCCAUGGUUGUUGGCUCUUUUCAUCUUUGUGGUCUGUGGAUCGGCUGUGUUCCAAAUCAUCCAGUCAAUCAGGAUGGCUUAAACCUACUACCCUUAAAAAAUGUGAUUACCUCCUCUCUUUCAAAAUAAUACAUAUAAGUUGUUUGCUCAGACUUUCCUGUAAAUGUGUGUGCGAUUAUUUAUGAUUUUUUUUGUUUUUUCGUCCCAAAUUUUAAAUAUAUUUUACAUUGAUUGUAAUGUACGGAAGAUGCAUUUAAAAAUUGCAGCACAAUAAUAACUAUGCAUGUUAUCAUUCCAAUAUUUUUAUAUUUGUGUUACAAUUUAUGUAAUAAGUUUAAAUGAUAUGAAUAUAAUUUUCUAUAUUUAAUACCUACA